AUGUCCUUCAAGUCAGCUAUUAGCCGGCUGGAAAAAUUACCAUUAAUACAAAAGCAGUAUAAUGCGUUCACCCACUUGAAUCCAAACUGCAAAGAGCUGCUGAUCAAAGACGUUUCAAGCAGUCCCAAAAAAUCACUAACAAAUCUUCUAUAUGGAAUAAAAGAUAAUAUUGCAACGAGCGACAUGCCCACCUCUUGCGGGUCCAAGGUGCUACAUAACUAUCAGUCUCCUUUCGACGCUACAAUCGUUGAGCUUCUGGAGAGCGCAGGGGCGAUUAGCGUUGGGAAAACCAACCUAGAUGAAUUUGGUAUGGGAUCAGGAGGUUUGUUCUCUCAUUUUGGGCCUACAAAGAAUCCUCUUUUUCCAUUUCAGGAUACAGUUGUUGGAGGCUCUUCUUCCGGAUCUGCUGCUGCGGUGGCCGCGGACGCGGUUGACUUUUCUAUAGGAACCGAUACAGGGGGUUCUGUUAGGCUCCCUGCCGCUUAUACAUCACUCUUUGGCUUCAAGCCAUCAUAUGGGCGUAUUUCCAGGUUCGGGGUUAUAGCUUACGCCCAAAGCAUGGAUACUGUUGGAAUAUUUUCAAAGAACGUAAGCAUUAUUAAAAGCGUGUUUGAUGUUCUGGACAAGCAUGAUAAGAAGGAUCCCACAUCUUUGAGUGAAAACCUACGAGGGAAAUUGAGACAACUAAGCUCUCCUCAAUCUUCUUAUAAAAUUGGCAUUCCACAGGAGCUCUUGCAGGAUAAUAUGCCACUAGAACUUCAAGACGGCUUUCUUUUAGCACUAGAAAAGCUAGAAGCCAAUGGGCAUGAAAUAUACGGUGUUUCUAUUCCACAAAUGGUGAAUUCACUACCUAUUUACUAUACAUUAGCACCCGCCGAAGCUGCGUCAAACCUAGCGAGGUUUGACGGGCUGCGAUAUGGAUACAGAGAUGAUGUUGCGGACUCCAGGGAUGAUACCCUAUUUGCACCCACAAGAAGCGCUUUUGGCGAUGAAGUUAAAAGCAGAAUAGUUUUAGGGAACUACAAUUUGUGCUCUGAGUCUUUCAACAAUCAUUAUAUCAAAGCGCAAAGGUUGCGAGUUGAUUUAAUAAAUGAGUUCGACAACACCUUUACUCACCCUAACAUUCUCACUGGAUUCCCUGGCAACCAAAACGGGGUCGAUUUUCUGAUAUCCUUUUCUUCCAUAAAUUUGCCUCCAGCUAUGUCCGAUUAUGAUUCAGAUUGUACAAGCAAUCCAACAAAUUCUUAUGUUAACGACGUUUUCACCACGCCAAUGUCGCUAGCAGGCCUUCCAGCAAUCAAUGUGCCGGUUAUGGCAUCUAAUCCAAUAGGCAUCCAACUUGUUGGCCAAUAUGGAGAUGACUCGAGGCUGCUCGAUUUGGCAGCAGAGCUCUUGUAG
Lachancea thermotolerans CBS 6340 is the source of this 1398-nucleotide messenger RNA. RefSeq names its product glutamyl-tRNA(Gln) amidotransferase subunit HER2 (gene HER2). The transcript has a single exon. Gene Ontology annotation, biological process: mitochondrial translation; glutaminyl-tRNAGln biosynthesis via transamidation. NCBI's taxonomy places the organism in Eukaryota, Fungi, Ascomycota, Saccharomycetes, Saccharomycetales, Saccharomycetaceae. Gene Ontology annotation, molecular function: glutaminyl-tRNA synthase (glutamine-hydrolyzing) activity. Gene Ontology annotation, cellular component: mitochondrion; glutamyl-tRNA(Gln) amidotransferase complex. The record is from RefSeq and is a predicted model, not a curated record. The coding region runs from base 1 to 1398 and encodes 465 amino acids.